AUGCCGAAGAAAGGGAGAGGAGGAGGCACGAUGAGUGAAGAGAAGCGACUUCUGCAGAAACAGCACUGCGAGUUGGCCGAUGAGGAGAUGGCCAAGAAGAAGAAAGAGACACUCAUGCUGUAUCUGCAGGACAAGGUUCAGAAGGAGCAGAGCAACAUGGCAGUAAACCUGUUGAAGCUCAGUGAGGGCUGGAGGAAGAUCCUGCUUCAGACUCGAGAUGCAGAGCUGCGUAAGGAUCUCAUGGUUCUCCAGCAGACCUUAGAGAGACAGCUAGACGAGCUGAACUUCAUUAUCCAGAAGUUGGUGCGUGACCGGCAGGAGGCGGAGCUUCAGGCAGCUCAGGUGCAGCAGAGUCACCUGGAGCAGGUGGACUUCCUGUGGACUAAGCAGGAAAAACGUCUGAAGCAUGUCCAGCAGCACUGGGACAGUGUGCUGCAGGACAUCAGCUCCACGAGCAACUCUGAGAAAGACAGGAUGCUGUCUGAUUUGGAGAAGCAGAAGAUCAAAGUCCAGGAUGAGCAGCUGCCAGUAGAGAGCAAAGAGACAAUGGACGAGGACGAGCUGCUGUCCAGUGGGUCACUUUCUUGGUGUCUGAGCAAUCAGGAGGACAUGGUAUUAGAUGUUUCAACAUACAACAUGAAGGACAGAAUGUCCCAGAACCUCCAGGCCUGUCACCUCAGCAAACACAAAUCUAAGACACUUGAUGAGCAGAUCUCCAGAGACAAGAAGCAGAUGAAGACAAAGAUGCAGAACAUCACAAGGCUGCAGGUCAGAAUUGCCCAGCUGAAGCAGCAGAUUGUCUCCACAAAGACGGAGAAGGUCCUGAUGGAGCAGGACCUGAGAACAGCUGUGCACAGUAUCAGGCAGAAAUGUCUCCAGCUGAGGGACCAGUUGGUGCGAGAUCGUGGAGCAGCGAGGAAGAAGCUGGUCGAGCUCAGUGACUGGAGCGGCGCCGCCGCCAAGACCCUGCACACCGUCAUCAGCAAGGGUGAGAAGGUUCUGCAUGUAGCAGAGAUUUGCCACAAGCUGCAGAGCAGACAGGAAGUCCUGCCAGGUGAGGUGGAGGACCUCCAGCAUCUUCUGAAUGUGGCUCUGCAGCACCGAGAUCUUCUGAGGAACCAACAAUUGGACCUGAGCUGGGAGAACCACCAACUGGAGGUUCUGCUGCGGCCCGGGGACAGCCUUGACGGACACCACGGUCCUCUGCUGGUGUCCCAGGCUCCGUCCACUUCUGUCCCACCAGCUGCAGACAGAGGUCACAACAUCAUUGAGGCUUCCAAAUCUGUCCAACACUGUCUCUGA
Nematolebias whitei (Rio pearlfish) is the source of this 1302-nucleotide messenger RNA. RefSeq names its product coiled-coil domain containing 65 (gene drc2). Gene Ontology annotation, biological process: axonemal dynein complex assembly; cilium-dependent cell motility; regulation of cilium movement. NCBI's taxonomy places the organism in Eukaryota, Metazoa, Chordata, Actinopteri, Cyprinodontiformes, Rivulidae. Gene Ontology annotation, cellular component: axoneme; axonemal dynein complex. The record is from RefSeq and is a predicted model, not a curated record. The transcript has 9 exons. Bases 1 to 1302 code for a protein of 433 amino acids.